Dalotia coriaria is the source of this 2293-nucleotide messenger RNA. RefSeq names its product heat shock protein 68-like. The coding region runs from base 235 to 2109 and encodes 624 amino acids. The record is from RefSeq and is a predicted model, not a curated record. Gene Ontology annotation, cellular component: plasma membrane; cytosol; nucleus. Gene Ontology annotation, molecular function: ATP-dependent protein folding chaperone; ATP binding. Lineage: Eukaryota; Metazoa; Arthropoda; Insecta; Coleoptera; Staphylinidae. The transcript has a single exon.
UGUUGAUUUUUUUUUCGUCCAAAAUUGCGUGCGCGCGUUUCAAAAUUUCUCUCUAUAUUUUCAGUGAAAAUCAGCGUUUUUUCCUGCUGAUAUUACAAAAUUUUACACGUUACGUUAACUAUAUUCAAAUACACAUCGUUUGUGGUAUAUUUCGUGCAAAAAAAUUAAAUAUUAUUUCUAAUCGAAAAAUACAUUCAAUUUCCUCGCGUAAACGAACGAAAAAUAUCAGCCAACAUGUCGAUUGCAAUUGGCAUUGACUUGGGUACCACCUAUUCGUGCGUCGCGGUCUACCAAGGCGGGAAAGUGGAGAUUAUCGCGAAUGAUCAAGGUAACCGUACGACACCGAGCUAUGUCGCUUUCACUGAGUCGGAGCGCCUGGUCGGAGAUGCCGCUAAGAACCAGGUGGUCAUUAACCCGUCCAACACGGUAUUUGAUGCCAAACGGCUCAUCGGUAGGAAAUUCGAUGACUCCAUGGUUCAGUCCGAUAUGAAGCACUGGCCGUUUAAAGUCGUCGAUGAAGAUGGUAAGCCAAAACUUGAAGUACAAUUUAAAGGCAAGACGAAGAUAUACACACCGGAGGAAAUCAGCUCGAUGGUGCUCAGUAAAAUGAAGAGUAUUGCGGAUGCGUACUUGGGCAUGAAAGUGAGGGAUGCAGUGAUUACUGUCCCCGCUUAUUUCAACGACUCACAACGCCAGGCGACGAAGGAUGCCGGAAAGAUUGCCGGGCUCAACGUGCUGCGUAUGAUUAACGAACCCACCGCAGCGGCGCUAGCUUAUGGUUUGGAUAAAAACCUUACGGGUGAGCGACGAGUCCUGAUAUUUGAUUUGGGCGGUGGGACUUUUGAUGUGUCUAUCCUGACAAUCGAUGAAGGUUCGCUAUUUGAAGUAAAGUCCACUGCUGGAAAUACACAUCUAGGAGGCGAAGAUUUCGACAAUCGACUUGUAAAUCAUUUUGCGGUAGAAUUUAAGCGGAAACACAAGGUGGAUGUAAAGACAAAGCCUAGAUCCUUGAGACGGUUGCGCACUGCGGCCGAACGAACGAAACGCAUGCUUUCCUCUUCAACUGAAGCCACUCUGGAGAUCGAUGCUUUAUACAAUGGUAUUGAUUUCUAUACCAAGAUCAGUCGUGCUAAAUUUGAAGAAUUGAAUUCCGAUUUAUUCCGAGAUACUCUAAAACCCGUGGAGCAAGCACUCCGAGACGCCAAAAUGGAUAAGAAAUUGAUCGAUGAUGUAGUCCUUGUGGGCGGUUCCACCCGCAUUCCUAAAAUUCAAAGCUUACUACAGAAUUUCUUUACUGGUAAAAGUUUAAACUGUUCCAUUAAUCCCGAUGAAGCGGUGGCUUAUGGUGCUGCGAUACAAGCAGCCAUCCUUUCGGGAUAUACUGACGCGAAGAUUCAGAACGUUCUGCUUGUAGACGUCACACCGCUGUCACUGGGAAUAGAAACGGCUGGUGGCGUCAUGACUAAGAUCAUAGAACGGAACACGCGCAUACCGUGUAAACAGACCCAGACAUUCACCACUUACAUGGACAAUCAGCUUGGAGUCAAAAUUCAGGUCUACGAAGGCGAGCGGAUUCAAACUGAAAAGAACAAUAUCCUUGGCAAUUUCGAUUUAUGUGGUAUUCCGCCGGCACCUCGAGGAGUGCCUAAAGUUGAUGUAACAUUUGAUCUAGACGCGAAUGGAAUUCUGAAUGUAUCAGCCCUUCACAACCCUACCGGAAAUUGCAUGAACAUUACUAUUAAAAAUGACAAGGGUAGAUUAUCACAGAAUGAGAUAGAGAAAAUGGUGGCGGAUGCGGAGAAAUUCAAGGAAGAAGAUCGGCUCUAUUCUAUGCGCAUUGCAGCGCGGAAUGAACUUGAAACCUACACAUACAAUGUGACGGCAACUAUUGAGGAUCAUAAGAACAAAAUGGAUGCCGAGGACUACGAGUGUGUCUGCAAAGCCAGCCAGGAAGUUGUUAGUUGGCUGGAUGAAAACCAGACAGGUGAGGUUGAUGAGUACGCGAAGAAACUCAAAGAACUGAAGAAAAUUUGUCAGCCUAUCAUGCGCAAGCUGCAUAAAGCGUCGGAAGGUGAUUCACCAGGACCCACGAUAGAAGAAGUGGAGUAAAAUGACAACGGGAGCUAGGUGCUCAAUUCCCAGCACUAAAUUUACCCUACCAAAGUUUUGCAUGCAAAAUCAGAAUUUUAGAAAAGUUUUGAAAUUUUAGAAAUCAAUUAAUCUUUUAUCAUAAUUUUUGGCAAUCGUUUUGAGAAAAAAAUGAAUUUUUUGAAUAAAACUGCAUGUAUGCAUA